Messenger RNA from Hypomesus transpacificus, 1301 nucleotides. It is a transcript of the gene tm2d1, whose product is annotated as TM2 domain containing 1. Bases 89 to 688 code for a protein of 199 amino acids. Lineage: Eukaryota; Metazoa; Chordata; Actinopteri; Osmeriformes; Osmeridae. The record is from RefSeq and is a predicted model, not a curated record. The transcript has 7 exons.
ACGAACUUACAGGAAUUUGGUCCUAAGUGUUAUUCAGAAGUGUUUCUUUAAGAACGUGUAUCACAUGACUCCCAUAUAGACAUUCAACAUGGCGUCCUUCUGGACACCAAUGUUUUGUUUGCGCACUGGACUGUGGAGUAUUGUUUUUUAUUCAAUUUACUGUCAUUUCAAAAUCGUUCUUGCAAAUGAAGUGGAUAAUUGUGAAGAUCUACACAUUGGACAGUAUCUUUGUAAAGAGCCAAGGAUAGACGAUGCUACUCAAGAACCAGAGGGUUGCAAGGACAUGAUUGCUUGGGUGGAAUGCCUACCCGCUCCCAAUGUCAGCUGUCGCCUGUCUAAUGGAUCAGAAGUCAGAUUCAGUGGAGAAGAAGUGGGGUUUAACAAAACCAUCCCCUGCAGGAAUGUGAGCGGUUAUUCUUAUAAAGUUGCAGUGGCCCUGUCCCUGUUUCUAGGGUGGCUGGGAGCUGAUCGCUUCUAUCUUGGUUACCCAGCUCUAGGGCUGCUUAAAUUCUGCACAGUGGGGUUCUGUGGGAUUGGAAGCCUGCUGGACUUCAUGCUGAUCUCUAUGCAGAUCGUGGGUCCUUCGGACGGGUCCAACUACAUAGUGGACUUCUACGGUGCCCGUCUAACGCACCUCUCCAUCACCAACGAAACCUACAGGAAGACCCAGACCCAGCAGUCUCCGUGAGGGUGGCUAGCAGAACUGCAACCUGUUCUUCCUUCGUUACUAUAGAAACACCAAGAUCAAUCAGGUCCUCAGAAUCCUUUCUGUAAAUACAGCCGCUCUCUUCAGACCUGCUCACCUCUGCUGUAGCUCACAACCCUCUGGAGUUCAGCUCUGUCUGCAUGUCAUCUCACCGCAGGACCUGCUCCAUUGAACUUCCAUCAUUUGUUCACCUGACGGUGAAGCAUAAAGAGACACUCCUACUCUGUCAUGUUCACCCUGCCAAUUCAAACAACAACAAUUGUUUCAUUCAACCAAAAUACAAAUCUUCAUUUUGAUUUCUGUUUGUAGUGAGAACGUUUUUAUACUUUGUUUCAGCCCUUCACCCUGUGUUCAUAAUUCACCACCAACUACAGUAUGCACUGAGAACUGGUGAGGGGUGUUGUGUAAUUUAUUGUAAAUUGGAAUAUGCUAUAGCAUGCCCUUACGAACAGAAAGUGGCUGUGUUUGUUGAACUGUUGUUCCAUUAAUUCUGCUUUUUGUAUAUACACACAUCAGUCGCUAACUAAGUUGUUGCUACUGUUUUGAAAAUGAAUUACUGUUCAUUAAUAAAAAGUCGAUGGCAUUUUUUCCCCUG